Molecule: messenger RNA, 1016 nt
Organism: Ictalurus punctatus (channel catfish)
Lineage: Eukaryota; Metazoa; Chordata; Actinopteri; Siluriformes; Ictaluridae
Gene: cart4
Product: cocaine- and amphetamine-regulated transcript 4
Exons: 3
Coding region: 158-475 (105 amino acids)
Biological process (GO): cellular response to starvation; G protein-coupled receptor signaling pathway; negative regulation of appetite
Molecular function (GO): neuropeptide hormone activity
Source: RefSeq, a predicted model, not a curated record
GGAAAAGGACGGGAGUGAUGACGUAACUUGAAUGCGUCAGCCAGGCGCUCGCGCUGUAUAAAUAGAGAAAUGGGGAAAGUUUUGCAAGCAGCGAUUCUGUGAAGGAAACGUGCUGAAUUUUUAAAAACUAUCUCCUUUAAACUCUUUCUCCAGCAGUAUGGACAGCAUCAGGACAGCGGUGUAUCUCGGCGUGUGUGUGUUAUUGCUCAGCACUGUGUGUCAGGCUCACACUUCUCUGGACAACCGACUGGCCGUGUCCGACGAGCAGCUGGUCACCAGAGACAUGGUUGAAGCACUGGAAAGCCUUCUGGACGGAGACGGAGACAAUCAGAAAGCAAUGGAUAAAAGAGCCAGCAUCAUUCCAAGAUGCGAUGUAGGAGAGCGGUGUGCCAUGAAGCACGGACCACGCAUCGGCCGUCUGUGUGACUGUAUGAGAGGGAGUGCGUGCAACACCUUCUUCCUGCGCUGCUACUGACCAAAGCUUGCAGAACUACUUUCCAUCAGGCAUAGUGUGGCUAGCUCUGAUAGGAUCUUACGUUGCUGAUGUCUUAAAACUGUUGUCUGGUUCGUAAACCUCUCAUGUAUGUUUGAUAAAGACACAUGUAUGUUUACAUUUAUUUAUUUCUCUUUCAUAAAAUAUCUUUAAGACUCAUUGAUUCUGUAUAAUUAAUAUCCAGUUCUGCAUUUAUUGUGACAUGCAUUUAUAUAGAUACUAUACAUUAUAAAGGUGUAUAUAUGUAUGUAAAUACAAUCCAAGGUAUUUAAAAGCACAUUUCCAUUAAGGGAAGCAAAUAUAAAGCAAGUGACUGUGACAAAUGUUUAAUUAUGUAUUUAUUUAUGUGAAAUGUGACCACAUAUCGUGCAUCCAUUCUUGAAAGAAUAUUAUCAAGUCAUAUAAUUAAAAGACAAACAUUAAAGGGAACAAAGGUGAGAGUUUUUUUUUAAUUUAAGGACACAAAUGCAACAGACUGUCAGCUGUACUGACCAAUGGGUUUUUAAAUGAUUGCAGUAAUAGG